Stylophora pistillata is the source of this 2190-nucleotide messenger RNA. RefSeq lists its product as uncharacterized. Lineage: Eukaryota; Metazoa; Cnidaria; Anthozoa; Scleractinia; Pocilloporidae. The record is from RefSeq and is a predicted model, not a curated record.
UGGGGCUCGUUGCCUAGCAACACAAACUGAUAAAGAAAGAAAUCACAUUCACCCUUUCAAAUGAAUUUUAAACAAGGUAAUGGAAAAUGGACAGCAAAUUCAAUAACUUAUUCCGCAGUGGGAAAGCAGGUUGAAUUAUUCAAUAAUUCCCAAACAAUUUUGAUAUGGAACCAGCUGACGGUCCGAGCGUAGAAACGGGCAGUAAAGAAAGAGAGCUAAUAGAAAAGCUACUCGAUUCUAGCGAGAGUCGAGAGGAAGAAGAUUUUGACCGUGUCGUGUUCUCGAGCAGCUGGGAUGAAGUCACUUGUGGAUGGAAACGCACAGCGCCAAACGUUCGAUAUAUUUCAUCCGCUGAUCGAAAGAAGAAGGCUAAAGACAAAUGUUGGCGAAAUAGCCCGGAUUCGGAAAGUCAUUACGCUAAAGUGAAGCGUCUCGCUGGAAUGAUCACGAAUUCGAAUUCGAACGUAAAUAGCGUCACUGAAAUAAACAAGGUAAAAACAGGAGGAACGUGGCCAGGAAAUAAGACUGUGAGAACAAAUAUGCGGAAUUUUCAAAACGCUGAUGUGCUAUCUUAUGACAGCCCUUGCUGGAGAUACAUUAUUGAUCCUCGAACGUUGGAAUAUGUCGAGAGAACUCCGCUUCAAGUGCUCAGAAACAUGACUGCCUCUCACAAAUAUCCGAACCAAACGCUUCUUCUUGAGAACGGUGGCAUGAUCACUUUUCAAGAGACCAGCAAUGGAAGCAUUUCUAUCAGCGAUCCGGCGCAGACCUUUGAUCGUCGUCUCCUGGAGAACUUAGAUCUGAAAGGAGAGUUCUUUGUUGAUAAGCGCAGGUUUCCUUUCUGUUUCGAGCCUUCCGUUCGUGUUCCGUUGAUCACCCAAUACCGAACCGAAGAUCAUAAAAUCAAAGUGAUUCACGCAGUAGCUGCACGGAAGGAAAACCCAGUGGUUUCAUUCUGCGAUUUAUGUCAAUUGAGACCUCAGGAUAUCGUCAAACCUUCCUCAAAAGUUGAGAUUUCUACGAACAGUUCAACGGAGCUUAAGCCUCUGCAGAAGAUUACACCGGCACAGCGGCAAACUGCUGAUGACAGCAUCUUGGCAAGUAAAGUUUUGGGGUCACACUCUAAAAAAUUGGACGAUUCCACUAGUUCAAAAGGGUCCAAAAAAACGAAGGAUCAGAGGGUUGUGAGCCAAAAAAGAAAAUCUGGCCCGGUAGGGGAGGGUAAGUUGGACUGGCUGCCAAUCACCAGGAACACCAUUGGAUACCCAUAUCCUUCAACAGUUGUGAGUCAGCCUCAUGGUAAAUUUGCUGAAAGGUCAUCAGCUGGUUUCACCAAGGCAUUCUCUUUACCAAAGUGCAACAAGAAAGGAAAGAAACUGACUCUGAGUGAGGCUGCAAAUAUAGUGCCAAGUACGGGAAAGCUGGAUGAUGCACUGAAAAAACUGUCCCAAGAGAUGGACAGAAAGGUGAAGAAAGGCCUCAGCUUUUCUGAGCCCUUGUUGCCACGUGUUUCUGGAACAAAACUGGAAGUCCCAGCUUUGGCUAAUAUAUGUGACAAAUGAUGUCAGAGAAUGCCAUAAAUCAUACUUCAUCAGGCAUGCAAAAUGUUAGAACUUCCACAGCAUCCAAGCAGACAUUUAAGUAUAAGCUAUAAUAAUAAACAUCUUCGCAUGCAUUACUCUACUACCCCUAAGCCUACAAGUUCAUGGGAAAAAAGCUUGAUCACUAUAUACCACUGACAUAGGAGUAAAGCUUGUCAUUAUGAUCUGUAUUUAUUUCCUUGAUAAGUUGUUAAUUUCUUUUUAGUUAAAAUGUAAAAGUUUCAAGUCAUUUCUGAUGAUGAAUAAUACAACACCUCAGUCAGAACUGAAUUUAUAAUCUUGGUUGCUGAUUUCUGUACAUCAUUUCUGAAGUUUACAAUGCUAUAAACUGAGUGUUUUUAAUUUUAGAAAAUUUAAGUUAGUACUGUCUUUGUUAGGGUUAGGAAUCAUUGACAAAGAAAUGAACAAUGUUAAUAGAUGAUUCUUUUUUCUAUUACAGAUACUUCAGUUUUAACAUUAGUAGUACUCAACAAAAUCAGGAAAUUUAUUUCAUUGGUGUACACAUUCAGCUCAAUCCUCAGUUUUUAAAUAAUGACAAAUGCAUAGUUCUCUAUUUUUCAAUAAAAGAAAAGCAACUUCAAUCAGUUAA